This is a messenger RNA of Fusarium musae, 3804 nucleotides long. RefSeq lists its product as uncharacterized. Gene Ontology annotation, biological process: exocytosis; piecemeal microautophagy of the nucleus; maintenance of cell polarity. Gene Ontology annotation, molecular function: protein binding; sterol binding. The coding region runs from base 1 to 3804 and encodes 1267 amino acids. The record is from RefSeq and is a predicted model, not a curated record. Lineage: Eukaryota; Fungi; Ascomycota; Sordariomycetes; Hypocreales; Nectriaceae. The transcript is spliced from 3 exons. Gene Ontology annotation, cellular component: nuclear envelope; cytosol; membrane.
AUGUCUGACGCCGGUGACGGCACCCACAAGCGGUCCAAAUCCGCCGCCGCUCUUUCUCUUUUGCGACGCAACAAUACUCGCGACGAAGAGUCCGGUUCCGAAGACGGGAGGCUUCGGAGAACUCCCUCAUCCUCAAACCCAAUCAACCCCAUGGCGCACCAGCAGACCCCGCGAGGCCACGGGGCCAAGCAGUCCGUCUCCUCGGCUGGCCUCUCGCCUACAGCUUCUCAAUCAAAGUCCCAGCAGUUCCUCUCAUCACCCUCUGCCGAGAAGAGCACUGCAAGCCUCGAGCAGUCCGUUCGAAAGUUCAGGUUCGUCGAGGCACUCCGAAGCGGCGACACCUCAUCCAUUUCACGUGCCAUUCGCGAGACAGCUGAGAAUGCCCCGCGAGCGAGCAUCUCAUCAGUGGGCGCUUCUGCAGCAAGCGCUCUCGACGAUACCACAAUCCUUCACCUAGCGAUCCAGUGUGCCGAAUUCCCUGUCAUUGAAUACGUUUUGUCCGAGGGACAGGGAUCGAUCGAUGUGAAUGCCCGCGACAAGGAUGGCAACACCCCGCUUCACCUGGCUGCAAUCCAGGGCCGCACCACAGUCGUGAAGCUUCUUCUCGAGCAAAAGGAUAUCAACGAUGCUAUUGCCAACGCCCAAGGCAAACUGCCACUCGACGUCGCACGAAACCCCGAGAUCUUCCAGCUGCUGCAACUCUCACGAUCGCUUUUCGCCGAGGCCAAGGUCAAGCAAGUCCAAGAGCUGAUUGCGCGGGGCAAUUAUGGCGCACUCGCUGGUGUUCUCGAGGAGCACCGAGUCAAGACCGUCCUCGACAUCAAUAGCCCCGAAUUCGCAUCCGAACCAUUCACAGUCCAGACUGGAGGCACGUUGCUUCACGAAGCUGCAAGAAAGAAAAACACCAACCUCAUCCAGGUUCUGCUUCUGCAUGGUGCCGACCCCUUCCGUCGCGAUCGAAAGGGCAAGCUGCCUCAAUCCGUUACAAACGACGAUGCUACAAAGGCCAUCCUCAAAAAGUCUCCAGCAGCUGUGGCUGCCCAGCGUGGAAUCCAGGAGAAAGCCGUGCUGGGGCAGGCCGCUUCCCAGGGCACGGCAGGUUCUGCUUCCAGUGAUCCUCUAGCCGGCCGAGAGGCUCGUGAGAUGAAGGGGUAUCUCAAGAAAUGGACCAACUACAGGAAGGGCUACCAACUGCGAUGGUUUGUGCUUGAGGACGGCGUUCUCAGCUACUACAAGCACCAAGACGAUGCAGGCUCCGCAUGCCGAGGUGCCAUAAACAUGCGUAUCGCGAAACUCCACAUGAGUCCUGAUGAAAAGACAAAAUUCGAAAUCCAUGGCAAAUCCUCUGUCAAAUAUACCCUUAAAGCCAACCAUGAGGUUGAGGCCAAGCGAUGGUUCUGGGCUCUCAAUAACUCCAUCCAGUGGUCCAAGGACCAGGCUAAGGAGGAAGAGAAGCGGGCAGCUCGAGGUGCGGAGCUCUUGAGGCAGGCCAAGGCCGACCCAAGUACACUUUCUCUCCAGGACUCUCAUAGCGAGAACACCAGCGUCACAGAUCUACGCAGGAAUAGCUCUCAACUUCCAAGCAGGUCUCUGUCCAAGAUAUCGUCUGUGGAUCAGAGACCAAACCAUGCCAGCCCUGGUACAACCGGUAGCUUUGAGGAAGAUGAGUUUGUUGAUGUUGAGACUGAUGCAGGCACCUCGCGGGCGCCCAGGAAUGGAGCGCCAACGCAUAACGAUAUGGAUGACGACGACGAUUAUGGCGACGAUAUGAGCAUCCAUGAAGAACCCACAGCUACUAAGGAUGCACUCAACAUUACUGCUCAAUCAGCUAAGCUCCAGCUCGAAACAAUGUCUCACGUGCACCAAGCUCUUCUCAACGAGCUGAACCAGAACCCGAACACACCUCUGUCUGACAACAGCGUGACACAGGCCCUGGGAACAUACGAUGCCGCCAUUCGAAGUUUAUCAACUCUGGUGGCCGACUUACUGCGCAUUUCUAAAGACCGUGACGCCUACUGGCAAUACCGCCUUGAUCGUGAGGCAAAUAUGAGACGUAUGUGGGAGGAAAGCAUGGCGCAAGUGGCCCGUGAACAAGAGGUUCUGGAGGCUCGCGUUGGAGAGGCCGAGAAGAGACGCAAGGCAACAAAGAGGGCGCUAAGAGAGGUGAUCGAAAGUGGGAUACCCAUCGGUGUAGAAGAGGCCAUGCCCCGUGUUGAGGACACAAUUGUUGAGAAAGAAUUGAGCGACGACAGAGAGAAGGAAGACGAAGAAGGAAAGUUUGAAGAUGCGGCCACCAAAUUGUCACCAGUACCGCCUAAAUCGCCUACGAUGAACAGCGUCCGAAGGAAACCCACAAUCAUCGUGGACUUGUCCGAGAGUGAAUCUGAAGAAGAGGACGAGUUCUUCGACGCUGUGGAUGCUGGCCAGGUUGAGGUAUCUGAACUGCCCGCGGAGGAGGUCAAGCCAAAAUCCCAGGAUAUUGUCGUUUCUGGCGGUCUGGACAUCAGCUCCUCUUUCAAGGGCUACGAGAACGGCAUUCGAACAAGGCUCAAGAUGGACGCCGAUGACCGCCCCAAGAUUUCUCUCUGGGGUAUUCUGAAGUCGAUGAUUGGCAAGGACAUGACCAAGAUGACCCUGCCUGUUUCUUUCAACGAGCCAACUUCACUCCUCUACCGAGCCGGAGAGGAUAUGGAGUAUGCCGAUUUGCUUGACCUGGCUGCUGACCGAGCCGACUCGAUUGAACGACUUAUCUAUGUGGCUGCUUUUGCUGCUAGUGAGUACGCAUCAACUAUUGGUCGUGUGGCUAAGCCUUUCAACCCCCUGUUGGGAGAGACGUUUGAGUAUGUGCGGCCAGACAAGAACUACCGCUUCUUCAUUGAGCAAGUCAGCCAUCACCCUCCAGUCGGCGCUGCGUACGCCGAGUCACCUAAGUGGUCUUAUUGGGGUGAAUCAGCUGUGAAGUCGAAGUUCUAUGGUAAAUCCUUCGACAUUAACCCGCUGGGUACAUGGUUCCUCAAGCUUCGGCCUACCGCUGGAGGAAAGGAGGAGCUUUACACAUGGAAAAAGGUUACAUCGUCUGUCAUUGGUAUCAUCACUGGAAAUCCGACGGUCGACAACUAUGGUGUCAUGGAGAUCAAGAACUGGACAACGGGCGAGGUGGCUCACGUUGAGUUCAAACCACGUGGCUGGAAGGCAUCAAGCGCAUAUCAAGUAUCUGGAAAGGUUACUGAUGCAACUGGAAAGGUUCGCGUCAGUCUUGGUGGUCGCUGGAACUCGAAGCUGUACGCUCGCCUAACCCCAGGGUACGAAGCAGCUGUGGAUGAACCUAAGGAGAGCGGCGGUGACAUGGCCCACGGUGGUCUUACAGACCCCAACCGUGCGUAUCUCAUCUGGAAGGCGAAUGAGCGGCCAACUGGCAUACCUUUCAACCUGACACCAUUCGUCUUGACUUUCAACCAUAUCGAUGACAAGCUCCGACCAUGGCUUCCACCUACUGACUCUCGCCUUCGACCUGAUCAGCGGGCGAUGGAGGAUGGGGAGUACGAUUUUGCUGCUGAUGAGAAGAAUCGACUGGAGAAUGCUCAACGAGCGCGCCGGCGUCUCCGAGAAGAGCGUGGCGAGGAGUUUGUGCCAGCGUGGUUUCGAAAGGCGCGCUGCGAGAUCACGGGAGAGGAGUAUUGGCAAUUUACUGGCAAAUACUGGGAGCGACGCGAGAAGGCCGGUCCAAACGGUGAUCCCCAAGUUGCGUGGGAGGGGUUGGAACCAAUUUAUGAAGACCAUGUGGAUGAGGAUACGAUUCGGUGA